Wyeomyia smithii (pitcher-plant mosquito) is the source of this 1590-nucleotide messenger RNA. RefSeq names its product luciferin sulfotransferase-like. NCBI's taxonomy places the organism in Eukaryota, Metazoa, Arthropoda, Insecta, Diptera, Culicidae. The record is from RefSeq and is a predicted model, not a curated record. Gene Ontology annotation, cellular component: cytoplasm. Gene Ontology annotation, biological process: sulfation. Bases 536 to 1513 code for a protein of 325 amino acids. The transcript is spliced from 4 exons. Gene Ontology annotation, molecular function: sulfotransferase activity.
UGUCGAAUCAUUACAAAUUGUUGCGAUGGUACUUCCAUGAUUCAACCAACCGUUAAGAAAUUUCAGGUUUAUGUUAUAAGUAUCUUAUUAGCCGAAAGAUCCAGAUAUCUCUUAGGAUUCAAUAUUUAAAUGUAGUCAUUGCUGUAAUACUUUUUCGAGAAAGCAAUCGUGAUCCUGAAUGAUAAAUCAAUAUCCAUAUAAUGACAUCUCUUAGUCGGCUUUCCUAUUGGAUUCUAGAUAAGCAUCAUUCCAGUCACUAUAAAAAAAAUAAAACAUAAAUUAUCAAUUCCAAUGUCAAUAAAUCAAAACCACGAUUCAUUCUGUUCGUGUUAAAGUUAUGUUGUACUCAACCAAGCAAAUCAACACUGCGGCACUACGACGUCCAAUAGAUUUCUGCAGCUAACCAGUAGCAGUCCUCAAGGUCACAAUUGAAAGUUUCUGCUAACCGAGUCACUCUGUCUGUAUUGCGUUCAGUCUAUCGACGUAGACGAGACGAAACGGUCGUUAAACUUAUCGAAGACAAAAGCAAAACAAAAUGUUUUCAUUCAAGCCGUUAAAUUGUGAACUCGUGAAAUCGCUCAGCUGUCCGGGAGCUCCGACGUUUAUCGAAGUAAAGUUAGAAGACCUUUCUGAAAAUCCCCGUCUCGAUAGUGAAUCUAAAACUUGUAUUCUGCCGGAAAAAUAUCAACAUUUUGCUGAUAAAGUGCGAAAUUUCGAGGUGUUUGAUGACGAUGUUUGGAUCGUUACUUUCCCGAAAUGUGGCACAACGUGGACACAGGAAAUGGUUUGGCUGAUGGAUCACGAUUUAGACUAUCACACAGCUAAGCAAAUCAAUCUGAACCGUCGUUCGGCAUAUUUCGAAAUUGGUGCCAUCGCUAACAACCUGUCAGUGGAUAGCAUUUCGAAUACCGCCAACCUUCCACGGCCUCGUCACAUUAAGUCACAUCUGCCGAUGGCCCUGCUCCCCAAGCAGCUGUGGACGGUGAAGCCUAGAAUCGUUUACGUGUCACGGAAUCCCAAGGAUGUGGCAGUUUCCUACAUGCACCACUACCAGAUGAUCAUGGGUUACCGCGGAACGGAGAAAAAUUUUCUCGAAGGGCUGUUGGCUGAUAAGGUGAUGUACUGUCCGCAGGUACAGCAUGUGCUCGAUUUUUGGCGCAUUCGUGACCAGCAAAAUGUGCUCUUUUUGACCUACGAACAAAUGAAACGCGAUCUGGUUGGGGUGCUGUCGCGAGUCAGUCAGUUCUUUCGGAAAUGCUUCUCCGAGGAACAACUCACGGAACUGUUUCAUCAUUUGUCCUUUGAUGAAAUGAAGAAGAAUCCGGCAACCAACAACGUUGAAAUGGUAGCGGCAGCGAUGCAAAUGAACGGAAGGGGUGGUGAGAAGUUUGAAUUCAUGAGAAAAGGACAAGUUGGUGAUUAUAAGAACGAACUGAGCGUUGAUUAUAUUGAACGAUUCGAGGAGUACAUCAGACAGAAACUAGAAGGCAAUGAUUUUGAUUUCAGUCACUAGAUGAUCGCAUUCCAAGUCGCCUCCAUUGUUUUUGUGAUGUAAAGCAAAUGUAAUUCAUCUUUUGUUCAAGUAAUUGU